This is a messenger RNA of Aspergillus japonicus CBS 114.51, 744 nucleotides long. RefSeq lists its product as uncharacterized. The record is from RefSeq and is a predicted model, not a curated record. NCBI's taxonomy places the organism in Eukaryota, Fungi, Ascomycota, Eurotiomycetes, Eurotiales, Aspergillaceae. The transcript has 2 exons. Bases 1 to 723 code for a protein of 240 amino acids.
AUGCGGGAUGAUGUGCCUUGCUUGCCAUACCGACUGACUUCUGGCAGACGUGCCCCCUUCACCUGCGAUGCGUGGAGCUCGGCCGAGCUGCAGGCCAUUGUAUCCCAGGUCGCUGGGGUGGACCUCGUGGUCGCGUUCGACUACGAGAUCGCCAAUAUCAACAUCUCUGUCAACGAGGAUGCGUCGGCCGUUGCCACAGUCCAGGAUAAACCGGAUACUUCGGCCUUUGCAUGGCAUUACGACAGUUUCCCAUUCGUGUGCGUGGCGAUGCUGUCGGACUGCAGCCACAUGAUUGGUGGCGAGACCGCUAUCCGGAUCCCAGCUGGCGAGAUCAAGAAGAUCCGCGGGCCAGCGAUGGGCACCGCAGUGGUAAUGCAAGGCCGAUAUAUCGAGCACCAGGCGCUCAAGGCGCAGGGCGGCCGCGAGCGGAUCAGCAUGGUGAUCCCCUUCCGACCGCGGGAUCCAUCUAUCCGCGACGAGCUGGUCCUGACCGGGUCCCGGGCCAUCAGCAACUGGUCGGAGCUCUACCAUGGCUUCACGGAGUAUCGGUUGGAGCUGCUCGAGGAGCGCAUCCGCUUGAAAUUGAAGGAGGAGCGGAAGCGGGUGGAUACCAAGCGUCCGUUCAGUGUUACCGGCAUGACGGAGUUCUUGGCGGCGCAGAAGGACUUCCUGGAAGCGACGAUUGCGGAGUUGACGGAGGUCGAGGAGAUGGAUUCGUGUUGAGGGUAGAUCCUGGGAGUUCUG